AGUAAAAAUUGAUAAUAUCACAGGGGAGACGGAGUAAGGCAGCAGAGAACCAUGAACGCCCCAGAUCGAUACGAGCGUUUCGUCGUGCCUGAAGGCACCAAGAAGGUUUCCUACGAGAGAGAUACGAAGAUAAUAAAUGCUGCGUCCUUCACCAUUGAGAGAGAGGACCACACCAUCGGGAACAUUCUCCGGAUGCAAUUACACAGGGACCCUAAUGUGUUAUUUGCCGGUUACAAGCUUCCUCACCCGUUGCAGUACAAGAUUCUAGUUAGGGUGCACACAACUAGCCAAUCGUCUCCAAUGCAGGCGUAUAACCAGGCUAUAAAUGAUCUGGACAAGGAACUCAAUCACUUGAAGAGUGUUUUUGAGGAAGAGAUGAUGAAGCAUCCUAGGGAGUUCUAAGGCAUAUAAGACUCAGGCAUUCUGCAGCCAAUGAAAAUGUCAUUUUGGCCUUUAAGAUCCUACUCUUUACAUUUGAUUGGUGGUGGAUGCCUAAAUUAACAGGCCAUCGGUAUGACUUGUGUUUUCCUGGCUCUGUGCCUUAAUUUCAUGCUCAUUGUUGUCUAUAUCCCCAUGGACUUGAUGUUGUAUGCUUACAAUAGACUUCAAAGGAUUUAGCUUUUGCGAUUGCCUUCUGGACUUACUUUUAA
This is a messenger RNA of Telopea speciosissima, 650 nucleotides long. Its product is annotated as DNA-directed RNA polymerases II, IV and V subunit 11. The transcript has 5 exons. Gene Ontology annotation, cellular component: RNA polymerase II, core complex. Bases 52 to 402 code for a protein of 116 amino acids. Lineage: Eukaryota; Viridiplantae; Streptophyta; Magnoliopsida; Proteales; Proteaceae. The record is from RefSeq and is a predicted model, not a curated record. Gene Ontology annotation, molecular function: DNA binding; protein dimerization activity. Gene Ontology annotation, biological process: transcription by RNA polymerase II.